GGGGAAGCUUUCAGCCGCAGUUCUUCCAUUCAAGAUGGUCAUGGUCCUCAUGGACAUCGAUUCUCAUUCCGACCUCUCUCGGUUUGUGAUUCUGCACUAAUAGGGAAUUUGAAGAAGUGGAUCGUUUACAGGACCAGUCGGUAGAUGACCCUAUACAACCUUGGUUGAGUCUCAUCCAGAAGUAUGUACACGAGUUUCGCAAAAGUAAGGGCUCAAAUUUGUCCCAGCUGAUCAAAAUUCUGGAAGAAGCCAUUUCGCGUUUCCAGCAAGUCGAUCGAUACCUCGGUGAUAUCCGGUUUCUGAAGAUAUGGGUCAUAUAUGCUGAUGUGAUUCAGGAUUUCAAAAAGGUUUAUGAGAUGAUGAACAAAAAAGGAAUUGGUAAAGGUCAUUCAUUUCUGUAUGAGGCGUACGCUGUGCAUCUUGAAUUGAUGGGAAGAUGGGAUGAAGCACAUAGCAUUUACAAAUUAGGCAUUUCUUGGAAUGCGAAGCCUCUUGAAAGACUUGAGAAAAUGCACAAGCUGUUCCUCGAACGGGUGGCUGAAGCCAAUAUUUCGUUGGCAAAUGAGGUUGAAGCUGGCAACCUCAUCAAGAAUGGUGGUGUUGAUGGCACUAAUCCGUGGUCUCAAUCAACCAUUGCAGAACUUCUGGAAAAGAAAAAGGAGAAUAUGCAUAACUAUGAGGGUUAUUAUCAUAGUGCGAAAAGCUAUCCAGGAAAAUUACCUUCAUCUUCUGGUAACCUUUCAAGGAAUAUGAUUGUAGAAUUAGGUCGGAAAAAGUACCAGAUCAAAGGUUGUGCUGGCAAGGGUGGAUAUGCUCAGGUCUUCAAAUCUCAUGUUUAUGGCAACCCCGAGGAGACUGUUGCUUUGAAGGUACAAAAACCUGCUUUUCCAUGGGAAUUCUACAUGUACAAACAACUUGACAAGAGAAUCGCAGCCGUGGAAAGAUCAAAUUUUGGCUUUGCCCAAAAGAUUCACAUAUAUGCUGAUUGCAGCAUUCUGGUGUGUGACUAUGUAGAAAAUGGAACGCUUCAGGAUGUCGUAAAUUCUUAUCUGGUUACUGGCCAUGCAAUGGAUGAAGUUACGUGUGUCUAUUACACCAUAGAGAUGUUGCGCAUGAUUGAAACACUGCACAGAGUUGGGAUCAUUCAUGGCGAUUUCAAACCUGAUAAUCUGCUUGUUCGAAAUGCCUGUGAGGUUUUGGAGGUGGAGGAUUUCUUGGAAAGAUCAGGAUCAUGGAAAGAUCAGGGUCUCUGUCUUGUGGACUGGGGAAGGGGAAUCGAUCAGAGGCUGUUUCCUGAUGGGACGGAGUUUGUGGCUGACUGUAGAACAUCUGGUUUUCGCUGCAUUGAAAUGCAAGAAGGCAGGCCUUGGGUGUUUCAGGGAGACGCUUACGGACUUUGUGUUAUUGUGCACAUGAUGCUGCACGGAAAAUACAUGGAAGUUGAGAAGAAGGCAUCCCCGGAUGGCGGCUAUCACUAUCUACCAAGAUCAUCGUUCAAACGGUACUGGAAUGUGGAUCUCUGGAAGAGCUUAUUUUCCGAGUUGCUAAAUAUUGGUUCUUCUGAGGAUACUACAGUUUUACAGAAUGUACGGGAAAAGUUUGAAAAUUAUUUUCGCGAGAAUCCUCAGCUCAUCAAGAAACUAAUACAGCUGCUCGGAAGGCAGAGAACUACACUGUGUUCUUCGAAGUGAAGUGUUUUGUUUUUAUGGACUCUCCCUUGGCACCAGUUAUCCGACCUUUUCUGCUUCCACUGACUUUGUGGCCCUCUUUCCGAAAUAAAUUCGUAACCUGAUAUCUGAUUGUAUUGAUCGCAGCGUGAAUAAAUUGGUUCACUCUGCAUCAACAUGUAAAAGCUCUGAUUGUCGUUGGUGCUUGUGUGUAAAAAAAAUAUAUUGUACCUGUCCUUGUAAUCCUACUUUCUACUGUAUUUGAUGGUCAGUUUCUUCUACCUCCUUUUUCCUUGGUUCCUUCUGUCUGAAACAGUGUAGAGAAUUCCCUUGGUUUUCAAGGACUCUUCUAGUAUGAAUGUCCAAUCCAUUUACUGCAA
This is a messenger RNA of Nymphaea colorata (pocket water lily), 2047 nucleotides long. Its product is annotated as mitotic checkpoint serine/threonine-protein kinase BUB1. The coding region runs from base 357 to 1691 and encodes 444 amino acids. Gene Ontology annotation, molecular function: protein kinase activity; ATP binding. The record is from RefSeq and is a predicted model, not a curated record. Lineage: Eukaryota; Viridiplantae; Streptophyta; Magnoliopsida; Nymphaeales; Nymphaeaceae. Gene Ontology annotation, biological process: mitotic spindle assembly checkpoint signaling; protein phosphorylation; meiotic sister chromatid cohesion, centromeric. The transcript has 15 exons.